UCUGGUUCUGGAUUUUUGAAAUAUCCUAUGCACUAUAUAUAACAACUCCUUCUCCCCUCUCUCUUUAUCUCUUCCUUCCUUCCAAACCUCCUUCAACCUAACCGUGGUAACAACCAGUGUCUGCUGUCGGUAGCAGGUAAAAGAGUUAGUGAGUGAUGUCUGGAAGAGAAUUGGGAGUGCUUAAUGCACUCGAUGUGGCGAAGACGCAAUGGUACCACUUCACUGCUAUUGUGAUUGCUGGAAUGGGAUUUUUUACUGAUGCCUAUGAUCUCUUCUGUAUUUCUCUUGUCACCAAGUUGCUGGGGAGGAUAUAUUACACAGACAUAUCCAAACCAAAGCCUGGUGUUCUUCCUCCUAAUGUGCAAGCUGCAGUGACUGGUGUAGCACUGUGCGGUACUUUGGCUGGCCAGCUUUUCUUUGGGUGGCUUGGUGACAAGUUGGGAAGGAAAAAGGUUUAUGGCUUAACUCUUAUGCUGAUGGUAGUGUGUUCCCUUGCCUCGGGGCUCUCUUUUGGAGAUACCCCAAAGGGUGUCAUGGCCACACUUUGUUUCUUCAGGUUCUGGCUUGGCUUUGGGAUUGGUGGUGACUACCCUCUAUCGGCUACAAUAAUGUCUGAAUAUGCCAACAAAAAGACUCGAGGGGCAUUCAUUGCUGCAGUGUUUGCCAUGCAGGGAUUUGGAAUCUUGGCUGGUGGAAUAGUUGCCUUGAUUGUGUCAUCUGCAUAUGACCACAAAUACGAUCUUCCCAGUUACAAAGAAAACCCAGAAGGAUCAAUAGUUCAUUCCCUUGAUUAUGUUUGGCGUAUCAUUUUGAUGUUUGGUGCAGUCCCAGCUGCGGUUACCUACUACUGGCGUAUGAAAAUGCCAGAGACAGCUCGUUACACGGCCCUUGUAGCCAGGAACGCAAAACAAGCUGCUUCAGACAUGUCCAAGGUGCUGCAAGUUGAGAUUGAAGCUGAAGAGGAUAAGUUGAACCACAUUGUUGAGAGUGAAAACCAAAGGUAUGGUUUGUUCAGCAGGGAAUUUGCCAAACGCCAUGGGUUGCACUUGAUUGGAACCACGGUAACCUGGUUUUUGUUGGACAUUGCCUUCUACAGCCAGAACCUUUUCCAAAAGGACAUUUUCAGUGCAAUUGGAUGGAUCCCUCCUUCACAAGAAAUGAAUGCAAUCCAUGAAGUUUAUAGGAUUGCAAGAGCACAAACACUGAUAGCACUUUGCAGCACCGUGCCGGGGUACUGGUUUACCGUGGCCUUUAUUGAUUACAUGGGACGUUUCGCCAUCCAAUUGAUGGGUUUCUUCUUCAUGACUGUCUUCAUGUUUGCUCUUGCCAUACCUUACAAUCACUGGACCAAGAAAGAAAACAGAAUUGGGUUUGUUGUGAUGUACUCUCUGACCUUUUUCUUCUCAAAUUUUGGUCCAAAUGCCACCACGUUUGUUGUACCAGCAGAGAUUUUCCCAGCAAGGUUAAGAUCCACCUGUCAUGGAAUCUCAGCUGCAGCAGGAAAGGCAGGAGCAAUUGUUGGUGCAUUUGGGUUCUUGUAUGCUGCACAGAGUACGAACCCCGAAAAGGUUGAUCACGGUUACCCAACUGGUAUUGGGGUUAAGAACUCUCUCAUUGUGCUUGGUGUGGUCAACUUCUUUGGAAUGUUAUUCACCUUGUUAGUGCCAGAAUCAAAGGGAAAAUCACUGGAAGAGUUAAGUGGGGAGAAUGAAGAAGGUCCUGAGGCUGUAGAGAUGGCAGGGUCUGCUAGGACGGUUCCAGUUUAAUCAAUUAACUAGUCCAAAAUUCAAGUAAUGCCACUAUUGUAUGACAGCUUUAGUUCAGGUUUCUACAGCCAAAUGCACUAUAUGAUGUAGAUAUAUGUUUCUCCAUGUUGUAAUUUUAAAUCAAUAACCAACUGUGUGCAUUUCAUUCUUGUCUUUAAUUUAAACAGCCGCUUAAAUCA
This is a messenger RNA of Vigna radiata var. radiata (mung bean), 1945 nucleotides long. Its product is annotated as inorganic phosphate transporter 1-4-like. Gene Ontology annotation, cellular component: membrane. The transcript has 2 exons. NCBI's taxonomy places the organism in Eukaryota, Viridiplantae, Streptophyta, Magnoliopsida, Fabales, Fabaceae. Gene Ontology annotation, biological process: transmembrane transport; phosphate ion transport. The record is from RefSeq and is a predicted model, not a curated record. The coding region runs from base 156 to 1766 and encodes 536 amino acids. Gene Ontology annotation, molecular function: phosphate transmembrane transporter activity.